Molecule: messenger RNA, 324 nt
Organism: Entrophospora sp. SA101
Lineage: Eukaryota; Fungi; Glomeromycota; Glomeromycetes; Entrophosporales; Entrophosporaceae
Source: the annotation of a GenBank genome assembly
AUGGAUAUGUUUAAAUUUAGAACAAAAAGUGGUCCAAGGAUUGAAAACCAACCUAUCCUAUCUUCCUCAUCAUCUGUGCCACAAGAGAAGAAAACUGAAACUUCAAAUGAUCAAAUAAUAUCAGAAAAAAUUAACACAAAAUUUGACACAACUAUUAUAUAUGAUAAUCUACAAGAUGCAAAUUCUGAUGUUAAUUCAGUAAAUGAUAAUAAUCCAGGAAAUGAUAUGAUCAAAGGACAACUUGGCAAAAAUAAAAAAACUCGUAGAAAAAAAAUUAGACAAACUGGGCUGAUUUUUACACCUCACAGGGGUGCCAAUUUAUAG